GUGUCACAUCAGCAGAAACCAGAGCGUUCUACUGGACUUACACAUUUACUGUUAGCCAGCUAACAAAUAGUUCAUGUUGCUGGGAAACAUGUGAUGGGACGGGCUAAGAGCAGGAAGGAAUAGCUGAUGGUGUCAGUUUGUUUUGAGUCUCACCGGAGCCUCUGGGCUGAAAAGACAGUAGGUAGAGGAGGUUUAAUAUAUAGGAUUAAUAAAUGAGAAUGCAUAUAUACACCAGGCUGAAUGAAAGAUCGCGAGCUAUAACGGUCACCUUGUUCUUGGGCUAAAAACUAAAGGUGUUCUUCCGCUGAAGGGUUCAGUGUCAGUGGUGGUCUUUAUUUCAGGUGACGCUGUAGAAGCCCCUGUGAACACGGUUCUAUUUAAUAUCAGUUUGAUGCUUUUGUAACUGUACAUAUGUUUGCAGUAUUGUGAUAUCUCUAUAGAAUAUCGGUAUUGAUUUCAGCCCUACAGUCGCCAUCAUAUCUGCUGAGGCGGCUUGUCCUCCACCCUCCUUCACCCUCUGUCUCUUCACCCCCUGCUGUGUGUGAUCAUUAAUAUGAUGAAUCUGCUCCUCCUGGGUGCUCACUAAACUCUCCAUCACUCUGUAAUUGAAUUAGUGUUUUUCAUGGAUGUUACUCAGAGCUGCUCUUUCUCCUCCUGAUCCUCUGACUCAAGGUCUGUUUUCCUUAUUUCUGUGCCAAAGUGGCCAAAUGUAGGCAAGCUGCCCAAAAUGUCCUCACAGUGGCAGUGACGUAAAAUCUCUCCACACAAAAACAGAAGGACUUGCACACACAUUGCAUGCAAAUACAACAUGUGCUAUAAACACACACUGUAGAGUUGAAAGAGAAGAAAUGCAUGAAAGCAGAGAUCACUGUGUCCCACAGUGAGUGUGUAUAUGUGUGUGCGUACAUACAUGUGUGUAUUUGGUAUCGACAGAUGCUGGUGGGAAGGGGGGGGGUGUUCUCGGCUAAGUGAUACUCCUCUUUUAUUCUCUGUCUCUCAGCUUUCCAUCUCCCCGCCCCCAUUGUGUAUAUGUGGCUGCAGUGUCUCAGUACAGCACUGUGCAGUCAGUUGGAGGUCGAGAGACAUUUACUGAGAGCUAGAGGGUGAGAUGAUUUGAGCUCGGUGUGUGCUGCUGGCUCUCACAGCUUUUCGGACGGACGCCACAGCUGACGGCGUGUUUGUGUGUCAGCAUCUGGGUUUUGGCUCUGAGUGUGUGUGUGUGUGUGUGUUUGGUGCUUUGUUUUUGCCAACACAGAAGAAGAAGAAAACAUUUUUCCUCCUCCUGCUGCUGCAGCAGAAGUGCGCGCGGGUGAGCGAGGUUCAGCUGCAUCAUUGCUGCAUGUGUUUAGAUCCACCAUCAGGAGCUGCUGUGUGCCUUUGUCCGAUGCUGUGUCCGGCCUCUUGCCUGCCUCUCCUCAGGGAGCUGGCUCAGUGGCGCUGCCUGCUGGGCUUGCAUCGCAAUCAUGGAGUGAGUUCAGCUAGCGCCGCAGGGCUAGCCACUAACACUGAACAACAGCAGCAGCAGGGAUCAGAGGUCAGGGACACAGCCAGUCGACCUGUCGGCUGCACCAAACCGCUGCCGGGCAGCCAGUACUCAUCGGCUGGCUGCCCGCUGUCCCUCCACCACACCGAGAAGCCUGAUCAUGAGGAGGUGUGUGAGUUCAGGUCGUACACCUGCCCAUGUCCUGGAGCUACCUGCAAGUGGCACGGCUCACUGGAGGCUGUCAUACCUCACCUGGUGCACGCACACAAGUCCAUCACCACCCUGCAGGGGGAGGACAUUGUCUUCCUGGCGACGGACAUCAACCUGCCGGGUGCCAUGGACUGGGUGAUGAUGCAGUCGUGUUUCAGCCACCACUUCAUGCUGGUCCUGGAGAAGCAGGGGAAGUACGAAGGCCACCAACAGUUCUUCGCCGUUGUGCUGCUCAUCGGCACCCGCAAGCAGGCAGAGAACUUCGCCUACCGCCUGGAGCUCAACGGCAUUCGCCGCCGGCUCACCUGGGAGGCCACGCCGCGCUCCAUCCAUGAGGAGGGAGUGGCGCCUGCCAUCAUGAACAGCGACUGCUUGGUGUUUGACACCUCCAUCGCCCAUCUGUUUGCCGACAAUGGCAACCUGGGGAUCAACGUCACCAUCUCCAUGUGCUGAGGGAGCGUUCAGCAGUCGCACACAGAAAACUGACAUCACAAGAGACAAAACACGGGGUUAGUUCAGGAGGUUUUGGAUCACAUCCUGCCUCAAUGUGAGUACAGGGACUGGAUCUAUAUGUCCUACAGUUGUGGCGAGUCGUUUGACAAGUUCUCUAUUGAUACUUUGUGAGGAAAACAUUUGAAGCAGCUUCAAACAAAGACAUUUCAGUAGCCACAACGGAAGCCGGCUCUGAUCUGUGUGACGUCUGUGUUGGUCGUCACUGGGCCCCUGAAGAAAAGUGGGCGAAACCUCCAGGAUCGAAGAGCCUCAGCCCUCGAUAGGAAAGAGGUUGGGCCUGUUCCUUCACCUGCCCAGGCCGAGACAGACAUCAAGCUGUCCUGAGUUUAUUCUCCUGAGCAGACAGGAUUCUGCUCUCACUGGAGAUGAACACAUUAUUUACCACAGCGGGUUAUCGGACUUCCUGUCAGUCUGACGGCAUGUUCACAAUAUUCUGACCUCUGUUGUCUUCAGCUGGCAGUGUCGGUGUGGUCGGUCAGGGCUGAGUUCAGUGUUCAACAGCAGAGUCCACCUAAACAGCAGCCGUGAAAGGAAUAAACCAACUGUCACAUGUGACAGUUUAAAAGUCAUCAGCUUUUGAACUGUUGGUCUGACAAAUCAAGUAAAUAAAAAUUUAUGCUUUUGGGCUCUGACACUGUCUGCCAGUUUUUUUCAUGUUUUAAAGAUGAAACAUUGAAUCAGUUUGACGUAAAAUAACAGUAGCAGAUCAGUAAUGGUAGCUGCACCUGAAUUCGAUCAUUGGCACUAGAGUAAGAUCCAAGAUAAAAGCUGCUUUGCGCCACCUCCAGAUGUCAGCUGGCAGUGAAGCCACAGCAGAAUACUGUGAACAUGCUCACUGGACUUGAUGGUGCUGUGCUGAGCAGAGCUGUGGGCCAUGUCCCAGGUUGCUGGUUCAGAUCCCUGCAGGACUGUGCACAGUGGCUGACGGUGGCCAGGACUCGUCCCUCACACUGUGGAAGUCCGAGUGUGACCUCUGUGGGAGUGAGCUGUGAAAUCCAGUGAAUCCUCAGACCUUUUUGAAUCUCAGAUAAAAGCAGUGAAAUGGAGGAUUAAUCCUCCUGUGCUCUGUUUAUCCGUCAGCGCCUUACUUUUCUAUUCACCCCCUUUCUCGGGGAGUCUUGGUGCUGUAGCGGUUCACCUCACAUCAAUUUGUUUUUUACUGAAAGCUGCCCAGGGUAUUACAACUCCUACAGGAGAACUGUAUUAAAAACAGAUGGCUGCUUGCUUGUUUAAAGCCUCAGCGACACAGCAGAUGGACAUUAUGACCUUUAAAGACAUUGUGGGUAAAACCAGAUUUCCUAACAUUCUUUUUUUCUAAACCUUUGUAGCAACCAACCAGGAAGAAACCAACUUCACCAGAUACCUCUGACCACAAACGUCUGUAACUGAACCGCAAACCCCUCAGACCUCAGCUGCGUUUCCUCCAUGUUCGUUUAGCCAAAGAAAACUUGACUUCAUCAGGUUCGUUCACAAUGCAGCAUUUAGGUGUCACUUGUUUAAGUGGAAAUCGUCAGGUUCUAACAUUUUCCUCACUGUUUCAGAGAGUUGUCUGUACUGCAAACCGCAGCUGGAGAGAGUGAAGUCAGCAUAUGUUUGCAAAAUGUAAACAAAUAUAGACUCAAAAACAGGGAAUCCAUUGCAACAUUACACUUCCUGGUUCUGGUAAAACUGCUGAUACAAGUGCAGACAUUUGAGGUUUAAUGCAUCGUCCUCCAAAAGUCUUUGUAGUUUUAAGACAAACUUCUCAAUGAAAAUGAAAACCAAGGUUCCAAGUUGGGCGCCAUUUACGUCAGUCAAAUGUGGCACCGCUGGUUAAGUAGGUUAUUACAAGAAACUUUGAAAAGGCUUAACCUUCACUGUUUAAUACACAGAUCCCUCAGGUGAUGGUCUGUUGUUCUUUCAUUAUUAAAAUAUCUCAUUUUUUGCU
Messenger RNA from Monopterus albus (swamp eel), 4133 nucleotides. RefSeq names its product seven in absentia homolog 2 (Drosophila)-like (gene siah2l). Bases 1340 to 2146 code for a protein of 268 amino acids. The record is from RefSeq and is a predicted model, not a curated record. Gene Ontology annotation, molecular function: ubiquitin protein ligase activity; zinc ion binding; ubiquitin conjugating enzyme binding. The transcript is spliced from 4 exons. Gene Ontology annotation, cellular component: cytoplasm. Gene Ontology annotation, biological process: multicellular organism development; proteasome-mediated ubiquitin-dependent protein catabolic process. Lineage: Eukaryota; Metazoa; Chordata; Actinopteri; Synbranchiformes; Synbranchidae.